This is a messenger RNA of Staurois parvus, 346 nucleotides long. The record is from the annotation of a GenBank genome assembly. Lineage: Eukaryota; Metazoa; Chordata; Amphibia; Anura; Ranidae.
GAUCACCGAUCACGGAAAGAGCCGACUCAGUCAUGUGAUCAGCUGUGUCCAAUCACAGCUGAUCACAUGGGACAUGUACACUGAUCAUCAAGGCACUGAUGAUCAGUGUGCCCUGAUGAUCAGUGUAGCCCCAGCAGUGCCACCUGUCAGUGUCCAUCAGUGCCUUACGUCAGUGCUCAUCAGUGCCUCGUGCCAGUGUCCAUCAGUGCCACAUCAGUGCCUACCAGUGCACAUCAAUGCCACAUAUCAGUGCCCAUCUGAGCUGCCUUUCAGUGUCACCCAUCAGUGCCAGUCAGUGACACCUAUCAAUGCCAAUCAGUGCCACCUAUCAGUGCUGCCAAUCAGU